This is a messenger RNA of Folsomia candida, 2985 nucleotides long. RefSeq names its product fibroblast growth factor receptor-like 1. NCBI's taxonomy places the organism in Eukaryota, Metazoa, Arthropoda, Collembola, Entomobryomorpha, Isotomidae. Bases 788 to 2743 code for a protein of 651 amino acids. The transcript is spliced from 9 exons. The record is from RefSeq and is a predicted model, not a curated record.
CAUUAAACGUACAUACCUGAGAAUUAGCCCAGUACACGAGUAGCAGUUGGAUUAAUACCAGUCAACAAUUUUCUAAUAAAUUUACUCUGAUAAUAUAGAAAUACGUAAAUAAGUACAUAAAUAAUAAAAUUUUAACCAUCUUACUCUAAGAAAUACUCAGGUGUGAUCAUGUGCGUGAUUAUUUCCUGUCUCAUGCACCACCUUCAUGAAUUUUGAUAUUUUUGGUGAUCGUGUUAACACAACUUUCAAUGAUAAUAAGGACUCGCAUUACUAAAACUAAGAUAAGUCAUGCCUUGAGCUUUGUGGUGGAGUAAGCGUGAUAUGGUUCGUGUAAAAGCUGGCUAGUUCCCAGCCUCAGAAAGUAAAGUAGCGAGUACAAAAUACAUGAAUUUGGUCCAUUGGAAUAUGAACGUACUUCAAGCACGACUAAAACUCAACAUGUGACAGUAAUAAGUAUAUAGUCGUUCAUUUCCAUUCAUCCAGACAGUCGAGGAGUUGAUGCCUUUCGGAAAGCAUGGAAAACGUCUCGUCCUCCAAGAACAAAGUAUCAUCGUCCCAAAUCUUCAUUCCAUUCGGGUCGUGGCUAACUUGCUAAUUUACAACAGUGCUAAACAAAAAGUGGAGUACAAAUUUUGAGACAAAAUUCCAGAAAAACUUUAUGCGCGUUGUUAUUAACGCAGUUUAUCAAAAACUUAGGUUUAUAACGUCCCAAUAUUAAUAUAUCUAUAAAUAAAUAUAUAAAAAUAGUGAGUGAAUGGAUCACGGCCACAGUUUCGCCAAUGGAUGAAUGAUGGAUGAGAGAGCAGCCUCCUCCCGAUUCCAGUCCGUGAUGGUCAUUUGCCUCCUGAUUCUCAUGGGUGCCGAGAUGUUGACAGCGUUGUCGCCGGUCAGAAAGGCGUCGGACCAACUGAUAAGUGGUGCUCCUGCGGAUCGCACUAGUCGCAAAAUUGUGGCGGAGCUGAAAGACGUCGAGCUGCAGUGUCCUAUUCCCCACGUACAGCAGCACGUACAGCAUGUGGAGUGGUACAAGCAAAAUCCUGGAGGUCGAGGGAAGAAGCGAAUUACUCAAUUUCGCAAUCGUUACGAGCUUUCAAACGGCGAGAUUAAAAUCCACUCCUUGACCACGGAGGACGGGGGAACGUACGUGUGCAAAGUGGGGAAUAAGUCAGAGCUGCAUUUUAUCCAGUUGAUCGUCUCAGGUGAGCAGACCAUAAAAACGAACCAUCUCAAAAUAUCCCAAAACCGGAAAGGGAGCAGUAGCGAGGAAGCCUACUCGGAACCUCACAUCGCCAAAAACCUUCUCCCCAAGCAAAAAGUCUACCACCAAGCGAAAGGACAGCCCAUUGUUUUCCUCAAGUGUGAAUCCAGUGGGAAUCCCAAGCCGACGAUUACGUGGUACAAGAAUGGUGCAAUGGUUUCUUCCUCCACGACAAACGUUUCAACUCUCAAACUGCUGAACGUAUCCCAGGUGGACUCCGGUCUUUAUAAAUGUGAAGCGGUCAAUUUGUUUGGCAUCUCCAGAUAUGAAGUUACCAUCCAAGUGACUGAUUAUUGGUUUGGAGCUUCCGAAAUUUUGGAACUGACUCCCCGAAAUGUCACCGUGACGGAAGGAGCCACUGUAAAUAUUUCCUGCAUCGCGAAAUUUGAGAUGAAUCCGUGGUUCUCCUGGGUUCGGAAAGUAGCAAGUAACAAGACUGAGAGUAACAAGGUGUUCUUCCACUUGGGCACAUCUUCAUAUUACGAGGUAUUGAAAAGUACCGUUAUGAAGCCGAGGGGCGAAAAUGGCGUGUUCUCCACCGAUCUAUUAAUCACAAAUGUGACGAGAAACGACUCGGGAGUUUAUUACUGCGCAGUGGCAGGACUUCAAGGAUAUAAUCUCAGUGAAGCCACCAUCACGGUAGAGCCAGGCCCUUCCCAAUUCUUAGGUUCCCACAUAAAAGGGAUGGCAGCUCAAUGGGCCAUCUUAUGGACAAUCUCUUUCAUUUUCCUAGUCAUGUUAGUGAUCCUCUGCUUCGUCAACCUCUACGGUUGUCGCCCCCACAAACCCACCAUUAAACCAGUGUCCCCCACAAACAGUAAGUCUCAACACUGCCACUUGCCAGAGAGCUCUCCACUCACGAUGAGCACGCAAUGCACCACGCAAGAGUCCUUCGUCCCAUUGAUGGUGGGCGGUGGUGGGGGUGGCAGUGGGAGCUACUCUGGACUCUCCUCCUUCGCUGGCGACUCGUUCGAAAGUGAUUACGACUCGCCCAGUGCGUCCAACGUCCUCAUCUACCAGCACCAACACCACCCUCGCCCCAUCUCCUCGUGGGGGACGAGCAACGCGAGCAGUACGGGACACACUUUCUACGACCACAAGAGUUACCGUCCCAACAGCAUAUGUUCCGAUUAUCAGUGCAAUAGCAGCGUAAGCAACCCGACUUCGAGCCAGUGCCACAUGGCGUGCUGUCAUCACAUCGGUGGGGCGAGGGAGAUCGAGGUGCACAGACCACGCCACCACGUCCACCACCACCACAAGUCUCUCGUGGGAAGUACGAGGUCAUCCUCCAAGAAUUAUGGGAGACAGUCGUCAUCAUACUAUUACAACCCCCACCACCCUCCAGCCUGCCCGUCGUCAUCUCCGUGGCAGACCAACUAUCCCACUUAUGAAGAGGACGACUACUAUCCCUCGACCGAUUGCGAGUCCUGCGUCCAAAAACAUGACCCCAUACUGUCAAAUGAGCAGAUUUACCACUACCAGUAAAAAGAGAGAGCUAUUACACAAGUGCAUUAUCUUUGGAUGCGAGAAGUCUGUAUUUAAUAAAGUUCAAAAUAAAAUGUUACCCAUUAAUAUAAAUAAUAGCACUUAUUUCAGUAGUGCUAUUCACACAUAUAUUUCUUGUUUGGUGAUUAUUUAUCUUAAUUUUGCUGUUAAUUUUAUUACAAACUUUAUUUUAUAUUAUUUAACCCUGAUGAAUCAAAGAGAAUAAAUCCGUAAUGUGCACA